This is a messenger RNA of Elgaria multicarinata webbii, 868 nucleotides long. Its product is annotated as killer cell lectin-like receptor subfamily B member 1B allele C. Bases 1 to 801 code for a protein of 266 amino acids. NCBI's taxonomy places the organism in Eukaryota, Metazoa, Chordata, Lepidosauria, Squamata, Anguidae. Gene Ontology annotation, molecular function: signaling receptor activity. The transcript is spliced from 7 exons. Gene Ontology annotation, biological process: regulation of natural killer cell mediated cytotoxicity. The record is from RefSeq and is a predicted model, not a curated record. Gene Ontology annotation, cellular component: cell surface; plasma membrane.
AUGGAGGAUGAAGAAGGCUAUACUGCUCUGAACCUUCAGUCCAGAAAGGAUACCUCGGGAACUGCCUCUCCAUCUGGGAAACAAGGGGCCGCAGUGGAGGAAGAAGACGGCUACACUGCUCUGAACCGCCGGCCUAAGAGGGAUUCUGCCUCACCAACGGGCAGACAAGAUGGUCCCCCAUGUCCUCGUCGUCACCUUAUCGCUCUAUGGAUAGGAUACAUUGGCAAUGUCAUCCUGGCAGCAGCUGUUAUAGCCUUGGCUCUGCAAUUGAAAGGAAAACCUGGGACUGAAGCUGGCAGAUCUAUUGGCCCAUGCUCAGAGAACUGCAGUGCCGCUUUAGAAAAUUUUCGGUCUCGUCUAAGAAGCGGACUCUGCAACCAAAACCCGAGCAGCUCCUCAGUGAAUUCCACUUGCAAAUUCUGCCCUGAACACUGGCGCCUCCACAGGGACAAGUGCUACUGGCCAUCAGCAGAUAUUAAGUCCUGGCAUGAGAGCCAAGAUUAUUGCUCAGCAAGGCGUUCUCACCUAGUGGUGAUCCAAGACAAGGAGGAGAAGGAAUUCAUUCAAAAUAUUACAGUGCCAGGACCCAGAUACUGGAUUGGACUCUCCUUAUCAUCAUCUCCAGAGAACAAAUGGGUGUGGAUUACAGGCUUGCAGAUUGAUCCAAAUUUGUUUCAAGAACCGAAGGGUGCUACAAGAAACUCCUGUGCGGCGAUAAAGGAUCCAAUGAAUACAAUAACUGUUGACAAAUGCAAUACAGAACGCAGAUGGGUUUGCCAGAAAGACACUACUUUUCUGUGAUAUUGUAGUUGAUGUAGAUGUUUUUUGUUAUUUGUCACAAACACAAAAUAAAAAACCCUUAACAACU